CAGGCGCGGCGAGCAUCGCAAUUAUCGCGGAUGCGUAAAAUAAAUAUGAUUAAUCCGUUAUAGAGGCGAAUUUGUGUUCGCUCGUAAUAAGGCUUUGAAGUCCAUCCGUGCAUAACAACGCUACCAAAACAUAAUUAUAUACCACAGGAUAUUCACAUUAAACCGAUGCUCAGUUACAGCAGGUGGCUUUGCUUGUAGGCUAUAAUUGCGUAUGGAUACGGAUUUUGGAUUGGAUCUGCCUGUUCUUCAAACGCCAAGGAAUCCUUGAGAAAGGUCGAAUCAACCCUUGCUUUGCUUGGGGCAAUGUGCGUCUAGAUGACAACUACAUCAACAAGCACGGUAGCACUGGACUAAAGAUAUAACCGCCCACUUCCUUCUCUCUCAGUUUGAGCCUCUCACGCCCGCUAGCACUAUGGGUAACCGGGGAAUGGAGGACUUGAUCCCGUUGGUCAACAAGCUUCAGGACGCUUUCAGCGGCAUCGGUCAGAGCUGCAAUCUUGACCUGCCACAGAUCGCGGUAGUCGGCGGACAGAGCGCUGGCAAGAGCUCCGUGUUGGAGAACUUCGUUGGCAGGGACUUCCUGCCCCGAGGCUCUGGGAUCGUCACCCGCAGGCCCCUUGUCCUGCAGCUUAUCAGCGCCAAUGCAGAAUGGGCAGAGUUCUUGCACUGCAAAGGGAAGAAGUUCACAGAUUUUGACGAGGUUCGUCAGGAGAUUGAGGCAGAGACUGACCGCAUUACCGGGGCCAAUAAGGGCAUCUCUCCCGUCCCCAUCAACCUGCGCGUCUACUCCCCACAUGUGCUGAACCUGACCCUGAUCGACCUGCCAGGCAUCACCAAGGUGCCGGUGGGGGACCAGCCAGUGGACAUUGAGCAGCAGAUCAGAGACAUGAUCAUGCAGUUCAUCUGCAGGGAGAGCUGUCUCAUCCUGGCUGUCACCCCGGCCAACUCUGACCUGGCCAACUCCGACGCCCUCAAACUGGCCAAAGACGUCGACCCCCAGGGCCAGCGGACCAUAGGAGUGAUCACCAAGCUGGACUUGAUGGAUGAGGGAACAGAUGCCAGGGAGGUCCUGGAGAACAAGCUGCUGCCCCUGAGGAGAGGUUACAUUGGAGUGGUGAACCGCAGUCAGAAGGACAUUGAUGGGAAGAAGGACAUCAAGAUGGCUAUGGCUGCUGAGAGGAAGUUCUUCCUGACUCACCCGGCCUACAGACACAUGGCCGAAAAGAUGGGCACCCCGUGCCUGCAGAAAGUCCUCAACCAGCAACUGACCAACCACAUCCGUGACACGCUGCCAGCGUUCCGUAGCAAGCUGCAGACCCAGCUGCUGUCUCUGGACAAGGAGGCCGAGGAGUACCGAGGAUACCGCCCUGAUGACCCAGGACGGAAGACCAAGCAACUGCUGCAGAUGGUGCAGCAGUUCUCAGUGGACUUUGAGAAGCGUAUCGAGGGCUCUGGGGACCAAGUGGAUACUGUAGAGCUCUCUGGUGGAGCCAAGAUCAACCGCAUCUUUCACGAGCGAUUCCCCUUCGAGCUGGUGAAGAUGGAGUGUGAUGACAAGGAGAUGCGGCGGGAGAUCAGCUACGCCAUCAAGAACAUCCACGGUAUCAGGACUGGCCUGUUCACUCCAGACAUGGCAUUUGAGGCCAUCGUGAAGAAGCAGAUAGUGAAGAUCAAGGAGCCGUGUAUCAAGUGUGUGGACAUGGUCAUUCAGGAGCUGAUCAACACCGUGCGCCAGUGUACCAACAAGUUGGAUUGCUUCCCUAGACUGCGUGAGGAAACCGAGAGAAUUGUGACCUCACACAUCCGCGACAGAGAGAGCAGGGCAAAGGACCAGGUGUUGCUGCUAAUCGAUGUCCAGCUCUCGUACAUCAACACCAACCACGAGGACUUCAUAGGCUUUGCUAAUGCACAGCAGAGCAGCAAGCAGAGUAACAAGCAGAGCAGCGCUGCGAGCCAGGUCAGCCAGGUAAUCCGUAAGGGCUGGCUGACCAUCAACAACAUCAGCAUAAUUAAAGGUGGAGCUAAGGAAUACUGGUUUGUCCUGACCGCUGAGAGUCUGUCCUGGUUCAAGGAUGAUGAGGAGAAGGAAAAGAAAUACAUGCUCCCUCUGGACAACUUGAAGGUGCGCGACGUGGAGAAGGGGUUCAUGUCCAGCAAGCAUGCCUUUGCCAUCUUCAACACAGAACAAAGGAAUGUGUACAAGGACAAUCGUUUCCUGGAGCUGGCCUGUGACACUCAGGACGAGGUGGACAGUUGGAGGGCUUCUCUCUUGCGCGCUGGAGUCUACCCCGAAAGGUCUUCUAAUGUGGAAAGUGAGGGAGGCGGCACAUCUUCCUCGUCCCAGGACAACUUCUCCAUGGACCCUCAGCUAGAGCGGAAAGUGGAAACCAUCCGGAACCUGGUCGACUCCUACAUGGCCAUCGUCAACAAGUGCAUCCGUGACCUCAUGCCCAAGACCAUCAUGCACCUCAUGAUUAGUAAUGUGAAGGACUUCAUCAACGCGGAGCUGCUGGCCCAGCUGUACUCGGCCGAGGACCAGGGUGCCCUGAUGGAUGAGUCCCAGGAGCAGGUCCAGAGGAGGGACGAGGUCCUCAGGACCCACCAGUCCCUGAAGGAGGCCCUGGCCAUCAUAGGAGACAUCUCCACCACCACCAUCUCCACCCCCAUGCCCCCGCCCGUGAACGACUGGCGCGGUGGAGGCGGAAACAGGUCUCCUCCAAACAGCCCCACUGGUUCCAGGAGGAUGUCAUCAGGCCAACGCCCUAGUCCCGGAGGAGGGCGAGGGGCUCCACACCCUCCUAACCGCCCAGGACCCCUGGGGCCCUUCAACAACAGUGCUGACAGCCCCCAGAUCCCCAGCCGCCCCAACCGGGCCCCUCCCAACAUCCCCAGUAGCAGCCGCAGCAGCCGAUACACAUAUAACAAGGCUGAGGACCAGUACCAACAGUGUAUUGUUUCACACACAACCGCCGCAAUAAAUGCACUUAACCCUGUCAAUGGAGUCUGGUAUGCCUGUGUAUCUGCUGUAUCGGUGGUCAUCUUCCUCACGCCUUUUUUAUUUUAUUUUUUAAGCUCAAACUCAGAGGCUGGCUGGAAAGAUGGAGGGAGGCUAUUCCCAACACAAAGACAGACACAAGUUCACCGAUAUUACUUCGCCUACCACAAUUAUGGGGAUACACAUAUCCCUGUAUGACUGAGAACAUGGUGACAUGUUCCAUUUAGCCUUUUCCUCGGGUUGGGUUGAAGCCCUCCCAUGUUCCUGACAGAUCACAGGUCACUUCAGAACUCUCUCUCAAUGUGUAAAACCUUUUCUCCUCUCACUCACCACCUCUCCUUCCCCAGUCCUGAGUCCAGUCAGCCGCUGUGCCAGAGCUUAAGGUGGAUUUCUCUAAAGUGUUCUCUGUCAGUAUGUUAUUGUGUAUGUGGGCCUGUCCUCUUUUGAAACUGUUUUCUGCUGUGUGUGUGUGUGUGUGUGUGUGUGUGUGUGUGUGUAUAUACACAUACAAACAUAGGUAUGAUUGAGAACGGUUGACUAUAAUGACCUUGUUACAAUCUAGCACUCUCCGUGUCUCUAGUAGCAUCUCACUCUACUUUAUCUGGAAAUUAGAUCUGGAAAUUAGACCACUUCAAUGGCAUGAUUUUACAAGUCUGUCUUGCCAACGCUGAUGGUAGAGGAAAUGAUACAAUAUCAAGCAGAACAUCAACGAAUGGUAUGAAGAUAUCUUGCCUGUAGGAGGGUAUAGAUGGACGUAAGGAGUAAUUGGGGAAUUGAGUUGCAACAACGGUGGUUAUUUUAUUUGUGUGUCUCUCUCUAAAAUAAACUCUCUCUCCUCUCA
Oncorhynchus nerka (sockeye salmon) is the source of this 3836-nucleotide messenger RNA. Its product is annotated as dynamin-3-like. Bases 413 to 3193 code for a protein of 926 amino acids. The transcript is spliced from 21 exons. Gene Ontology annotation, biological process: synaptic vesicle endocytosis; receptor internalization. Gene Ontology annotation, cellular component: plasma membrane; microtubule; cytoplasm. Lineage: Eukaryota; Metazoa; Chordata; Actinopteri; Salmoniformes; Salmonidae. The record is from RefSeq and is a predicted model, not a curated record. Gene Ontology annotation, molecular function: microtubule binding; GTPase activity; GTP binding.